This is a messenger RNA of Staurois parvus, 1623 nucleotides long. Lineage: Eukaryota; Metazoa; Chordata; Amphibia; Anura; Ranidae. The record is from the annotation of a GenBank genome assembly.
AUGAAGCAUCUGGUGCUACAGAACAUAAAGCAGCUCCCUUCACCUAGCAGACUGCCGGCCUUCCUCAGACUCAGCAGCUGCCCCUCUGUACGAAGCCUGCACCAUCAGACUUUACACCCAGAAUGGGCAGCUCUAGCCAAGAAACAGCUGAAAGGGAAGGACCCAGAGAGCCUGAGAUGGCAUACACCCGAGGGCAUCGUGAUAAAGCCUCUAUACACCAAGAGAGACACAGUAGAUACACCGGAGGAGCUACCUGGAGUCAAACCCUUCACCCGCGGUCCGUACCCCACUAUGUACACGCACAGACCCUGGACUAUACGACAGUACGCUGGGUUCAGCACAGUGGAGGAGAGCAACAAGUUCUAUAGGGACAACAUUAAAGCUGGUCAGCAGGGCUUGUCUGUUGCGUUUGACCUGGCCACCCAUCGAGGCUAUGACUCUGACAACCCUCGAGUUCAUGGAGAUGUCGGCAUGGCGGGGGUGGCGAUUGACUCAGUGGAGGACACUAAGAUGCUGUUCGAUGGCAUUCCUCUGGAGAAGAUGUCUGUCUCUAUGACCAUGAAUGGUGCCGUCAUACCCAUCCUGGCCAUGUUCAUAGUCACUGGUCAGGAGCAGGGCGUUCCUCUGGAGAAGCUGACCGGGACCAUACAGAAUGACAUCCUAAAGGAGUUUAUGGUUAGGAAUACAUAUAUAUUUCCUCCAGAGCCUUCCAUGCAAAUCAUUGCUGAUAUCUUCCAGUACACAUCUCAGUACAUGCCAAAAUUUAACUCCAUCUCCAUCAGUGGGUACCACAUGCAGGAAGCAGGAGCAGAUGCUGUCUUGGAACUGGCAUAUACAGUAGCUGAUGGGUUGGAGUAUUGCAGAACUGGGCUGAAAGCUGGCCUGACCAUUGAUGAAUUUGCACCCAGACUAUCCUUCUUUUGGGGCAUCGGGAUGAAUUUUUAUAUGGAAAUCGCAAAGAUGAGAGCAGGGCGACGUCUGUGGGCGUAUCUGAUCGAGAAGCAUUUCCAGCCUAAAGAUCAGAAAUCCCUCUUACUGCGAGCUCACUGCCAGACUUCUGGCUGGUCCCUAACCGAACAGGAUCCUUAUAACAACGUAAUCCGCACUGUGAUUGAAGCCAUGGCCGCAGUGUUUGGAGGCACUCAGUCGCUGCACACCAACUCCUUUGAUGAGGCGCUAGGAUUGCCUACCGUGAAGAGUGCCAGAAUAGCCCGGAACACCCAGAUUAUCAUCCAAGAAGAGUCUGGAAUCCCUAAAGUGGCCGAUCCCUGGGGAGGUUCCUACAUGAUGGAGUGUGUAACGGAGGACGUUUACCAAGCUGCUCUAAAGCUUAUUGAGGAGAUAGAAGAAAUGGGUGGCAUGGCCAGAGCUGUGGCUGAGGGAAUCCCCAAGCUCCGCAUUGAGGAGUGCGCAGCCCGGAGGCAGGCUCGAAUUGACUCAGGUUCUGAGGUCAUUGUUGGGGUGAAUAAGUACCAGUUGGAAAAGGAAGAGUCCGUGGAGGUCCUUGCUAUUGAUAACACCUCUGUCCGCAACCGGCAAAUUGAGAAGCUCAAAAAGGUAUGUAAUAAUGGAGCACAACAGGUAAUGAUACUAAAUCUCCAGCCUAAUAACAAAAAGGCCUGA